Messenger RNA from Vollenhovia emeryi, 2773 nucleotides. RefSeq lists its product as uncharacterized. The transcript has a single exon. NCBI's taxonomy places the organism in Eukaryota, Metazoa, Arthropoda, Insecta, Hymenoptera, Formicidae. The record is from RefSeq and is a predicted model, not a curated record.
CAUUGAUGCUUUAUCUACAGAGGAUGAAAAUAUCUACAAUUUUAACAAAAUUGCACACGGCAAAGAACCACACAAUACAUUAACUACAAGAUCAAAAGAUGUUUCAUUUUGCGAGGAAAAUGAUGUGAGUAGUUUAAAUGAAAUUGUACACGAUGAGAAUGAUUCUGAGGAAUUUUAUGAAAAUAUGAGCUGUAGUGAUCAAAGCGAUAAUGAUGAUGUCAUUUGUGAAGAUUAUUUUGGUUCGUUUGAUAGUCCGGAUAUUAAUAAUGACACAAAUGACAACAUUAUUAUGUUCGAAGCUGCCAAUUUAUCAAUUCGUCAAGUUUUCACAAUGGUCGAAGCAUUAUGUUUGCGUUAUCAUCAUUCCGAUAAAUCUAGACAUGCGCUAUUAAAUUUAAUAAAAAGUUUGGCUGGACCAAAAUUUAGUUACAUAAAUACUUCGAAGUAUACAAUGUCAAAAUUGUACAAUCCACCUGCGGAUAAAAUGUUGUAUAUUUUUUAUUGUAUUGAAUGUUACACCCCACUAUUAAAUCCACUUUCAAAAGAUUGUGUUGCUCAGAAGAAGACUGUCAUGUGUGGUCAGUGUGAAAAAAAGUACGAGAUUUCUCCAAAAUCUCCGAACUAUUUUAUAUCUAUUGAUGUCGAACAUCAAAUUCGAGUCUUAUUAGAGAAUAAAAAAAUGCGAAAUACUUUGAUGAAUAACUUAGCACACGUAACCACAUUACAGGAAACAAAUAUGUCAGAUGUAUACGAGAGUACUUUAUAUAAGAAUAUCACACAGAACCAAGAGUGUAAAAUUUUGACUUUUAAUUUUAAUACAGAUGGUUUUCCUAUAUUUAAAAGUAGCAAAAAUAGUAUUUGGCCCUUGCUAUUAAUAUUAAACGAGUUGCCACCUAAAUGUAGAUUCGAAACUGUAAUAUUAGCAGGUUUGUGAAUAUCCAAAUCUGAACCACAAACGAAGUUUAUGAAUUUAUAUCUCAAGUUUUCUAUUCAACAAAUGGAAAAAUUAAUGAACGAUGGUGUCACCAUCGUUCAUAGUAACAAUGAAAAUAUUAAAUUCGUUUUACGGCCAUUGUGUGCAUCGGUCGACUCGGUUGCUCGUCCUAUAAUCCAAAAUCGAAUUCAGUUCAAUGGCUACUAUGGAUGUAGCUGGUGCUACGAUAAAGGUGAAUACUUACAUGGUUCUGUGCGAUAUCCUUUUACAGAAAAUGAGUUACUGCGAAGCCAUGAAAAUUAUUUAAAAGACGUAAACGAAGUUAAUCAUAUGCAAAGAGCAGUUAAUGGCGUUAAAGGUGCUUCUAUUUUGACCACAUUAGAACAUUUCGAUUGUGUGUGGGGAUUUCCUGUGGACUACAUGCACGGCAUAUUGUUAGGAGUUGUUCGCCAAAUGUGGGUUGAGUGGAACUCUCCUAGUUCUCCGUUUUAUUUGUCGCGAAAACAAAGACAAAAUAUCGAUAAAAGAUUAUUGAAUAUAAAGCCUUCACAAGAAAUACAUAGAUUGCCAAGGUCUUUUAGUGAAGGCAAACCGAAAGCAAGUGAAUGGCGAUCAUGGAUCUUAUUUUAUAGUGUGCCAUGUCUUAUAGGAAUUUUAAAUGAUGAAGCGUUAGUUUCGUUUACACGUCUAGUACGAAGUCUUAAUGUUCUACUGUCGCAAAAUAUUUCAGAAGAAGAUUUGAAACUAUGUGAAAUUGAUAUGAUACAAUUUGUUGGUGAAACUGAGAUUUUGUAUGGUAAAAGCGCCAUGACAUUUAAUUUACACUCUUUAUUGCAUGCAGUUCACAGCGUUCGUAUGAGUGGUCCAUUGUGGGCAACCUCGGCAUUUCCAUAUGAAAAUGGAAUUUUUCAUCUAAAACAAAAUGUCAGUGGCCCCAAUGGAGUCCUUCAUCAAAUUGCAACUAAAACAUUGCAAAAAAGUAAAUUGAAAAAUAUGAUAAUAAAUAAUAACAAGACCGACCCAUGCACAAUUUAUUGCCAAGGCUUGUUUAACCCUCGAAAAUUACUAAUGCAAAAUGCAAUCACUGUAUGCGAUGCUGUUCUAAUAGGAGAAUUAGGAGGUUUUGAAAACAUUAAAAACCUGGUUAAACAAGCACUUGGUUUUGAAACAGAUCGAGAUACCGUUCGAAUAUAUAACAGAUGUAUAUAUAAAGAUACAAUUUUCCACAGCACCUCGUAUGAACGGCCAAAAAAAAGUAACGAUACUGUAAUUCAACUAGAAUCGUCUGCUAUAGUUGAAAUAUUGUAUUUUAUAUAUUUCAAAGAUAAAUGUUAUCUAGUAGUCAACGAAUAUGAAGUAGAUCCGAUCUUUAAUUUAAGUCAUAUUAUGCGUGUGCGGAAUAGAAAUCCACAACAAAAGAAGAUUGUACCUUUAAACAGCGUAAAAUGUAAAAUAGUUUACGUAGACGUCAUCGAUAACGCAUAUGUAUGUAUUCCUCCAAAUGUUAUUGAAAUCCAAUAAAGAUUUCUAGUGAAUUUAUAUAUGUAUAUUUUUGUGUACUCAUUCACACACAGACACACACACACACUUAUUUUGUGAUAUAAACUUUCUUCCCAACGGUAGGUAUCCUUUGAAGAAAACCGUAGAGAAUAACAAGUGCUGUGAAUUAUAGAAAGAAAAUACCAUACACAUAUUGAAUCAAAUUUUACAAGCCGAUAGGAAGAACUGCGGAUUAACGGAUCUGAUUCCAAGCAAUUGUACUGUAAAUAAUUAAUGAUUUAUAUUGAGCUAAUCUCUUUGAAAGAGAAACGACCGCAUGUUUGUCUUUUCAAGAAUUUU